Messenger RNA from Hypanus sabinus (Atlantic stingray), 2053 nucleotides. Its product is annotated as zinc finger protein 410-like. Gene Ontology annotation, cellular component: PcG protein complex; transcription regulator complex. Gene Ontology annotation, biological process: regulation of transcription by RNA polymerase II. Bases 492 to 1730 code for a protein of 412 amino acids. Gene Ontology annotation, molecular function: DNA-binding transcription factor activity, RNA polymerase II-specific; RNA polymerase II cis-regulatory region sequence-specific DNA binding. NCBI's taxonomy places the organism in Eukaryota, Metazoa, Chordata, Chondrichthyes, Myliobatiformes, Dasyatidae. The transcript is spliced from 13 exons. The record is from RefSeq and is a predicted model, not a curated record.
GUCGCUGCGAAGGGCGAAGAAAACGCAUUUCGAGUGUUCGCUGCCGGCCGCAGCGUUUGUCCGUUUGCACUCGCCGUCCUGCGACUCUAGCGCAGGCGUGGACGGUGGCGCCGGGCCCGCUCGGCGGGGCGGACGUAUGGUCGGGGCAGCUCGAUGGAUCAAUAACCGGAAGGGAAUUGAGAAGAGAACCGAAGGAGGAGUAUUUCUUUGAGUACAGUGGGUUGUGAUGAUUUGGAAAAAGUUCCCUGAAAGGGUGAUGAAAGCUGAUUCAAUGCAGAUGCAACCUCAACCGAAAGGUUACAUCUCUCGUAGUGGAACAGCCCUUCAUUACUGCACUGAAGCAGUACUGGCCUAGAUUUCUCUGCUCGAAUGUGUGAAGUGGGGCUUGACUCAGCAGUCUUCUGACACGAAUGAGGACAUUCUGGAAAGAAAUCUAGAACCGGUCAAGACUUUCCUAGCAACUAGCUUUACCAAAGAAGACAUCUUCUCAUAUGAUUGAGUUAAGGACUGCGUUGAAAUCAGAGGCUGAAUCUAUGUUGUCAGAUGAACUAGAACCCAAACCUGAGUUGCUGGUGCAGUUUGUGCAGAAUACAUUUAUACCCUUGGGAGAAGGGUUUGAAGAGCCACAACAGGGUGAAGUCCGAUGUCUACCUCCAACGAAAGCCAGUAAGAGUGCAAUACACAACGCAAUCUUGCCCUCUGGUGACUCCUCUGCCUCUGAUCCUGUGGUGCCGAGUCAAGUCGGGGUGCCUGAAGCUGGAAGCAGAUCAGCUUCCGGUGAAAAUGCAGAUGGGAGCGCCCCGUGGUAUCUCCGCGUUCAGGAACUGGCACACGACAGCCUCGUAGCUGCAACCAGGGCACAGCUGGCCAAACAUUCAAAAGGAGAGCCAGAGGACAGCUGCGCUGCAGCAGAUUCUGUGGAAGGUGCGCCAACUGAGGUGAAUCAAGAGACUCCGCAGGGUGAGAAGACCCUCAAGUGCUCCUAUGAAGGCUGCAGCAGGACCUUCCUCUGGCACGCCCACCUGAAAUAUCACCUGAAAACCCACAAGAAUGACCGUUCAUUCACCUGUCCAAAGGAAGGAUGUGGAAAGAGUUUCUACGUGCUCCAGAGAUUAAAGGUGCACAUGAGGACUCAUAAUGGAGAGAAGCCCUACAUCUGCCCUGAGGAUGACUGUGGGAAGAAGUUUACAACAGCCGGCAACUUGAAGAACCACAUGCGAAUUCACACUGGGGAGAAGCCAUUUGUCUGUGCAGCCAGAAGCUGUGGACGGUGUUUCACAGAGUACUCCAGUCUACGGAAACACAUGGUCGUGCAUUCAGGUGAGAAGCCUUUCCAGUGCACUAUUUGCUGGAAGACGUUCUCUCAGAGCGGCAGCAGGAAUGUCCACAUGCGGAAAUGCCACGAUAUCCGUCUUGUCUUCAGUGACCAAGAAGAGGCUGCAGCCAAUGGCCUACCUGACGAUGGUGUGGGAAGUGUACCAGAGAUGCCUUCAGGAUUUUCAAUAGCUACAGCUUCUGUGCUUUCACCAUCUGCCCUGGAAGCACAGCCUUUGGUGUUACCACAGAGUGUACUUGGAGCAGAGGAGGAAGUAUUACCCGUGAGUUCACCAUUAGUUACUGGCACAACAACUACAGCGUCCAUUGUGGUACUGCCCCAGCCACACCAUCUUGUCGCCAUAGCCACUGCAGGACAUUCUUAUGAGGAAGUAGUAACUGUAUUAAUACAGUGAAUGGCUACGGGCCCUCUAGUUGUUAUAUUUUGGUCAAAGGACCUCAUGAAAUGGAGAGCAAGGCUGCUUUGAUCCAGGUCUGACUGCCUCUCUUUCCUAGUUUACUAAAAUGUGAACUUGGACAUGAAUUUAUCUCUACAUAUGCAAGAAAUCAGCAUCAAAAGCAAUGCUGCUGGAUAAUUUCUCCAUUCUAGCUCUUCCUUGUGUAUGCAAGAUCCUGACGAUAUCCUGCAUGAGGAAAUUGAUCUAAAUUUGACUACUUUUCUUGGAGCAACAGAGAAAAGGAGUAGACUGGUGUUUGUUUACAAAGGGUCGUUUGAUUU